AACAGUCAGUUGGGUGGGGGCAGGGAGAAAGGAGGUGUUUCCUGGGGCAGGGGGCGGAGACCUGACAGCUAUAAGCUCCCCGAGGAUUCAAGUUCAUUGAGCUUCUGCAGACACUGGGCGGCCUUCAGUACUCCUGCUGUGACCAUCACCUGUGGACCCUACCUGCCUGCACCUGCAGCCCGCACUUGUAUCAGGCCCCAGCAAUGGCGGACCAGGCGCCCUUCGACACGGAUAUCAACACCCUGACCCGCUUCGUCAUGGAGGAGGGCAGGAAGGCUCGGGGCACCGGCGAGUUGACCCAGCUGCUGAACUCCCUCUGCACCGCAGUCAAAGCCAUCUCGUCUGCGGUGCGCAAGGCGGGCAUCGCACAGCUGUUUGGCAUUGCUGGCUCAACCAAUGUGACAGGGGACCAGGUGAAGAAGCUGGAUGUCCUUUCCAAUGACCUGGUUAUCAAUAUGCUGAAGUCAUCCUUUUCUGCCUGUGUUCUUGUGUCUGAAGAAGAUAAACACGCCAUCAUAAUAGAGCCUGAGAAGAGGGGUAAAUAUGUUGUCUGUUUUGAUCCCCUCGACGGCUCAUCCAACAUUGACUGCCUUGUGUCAAUUGGAACCAUUUUUGGCAUUUACAGAAAGAAAUCUACUAGUGAGCCUUCUGAGAAGGAUGCUCUGCAGUCUGGCCGGGACCUGGUGGCAGCUGGCUAUGCACUCUAUGGCAGUGCCACCAUGCUGGUCCUUGCCAUGGAUUGUGGUGUCAACUGUUUCAUGCUGGACCCGGCCAUUGGAGAAUUCAUUAUGGUGGAUAAGGAUGUGAAGAUCAAGAAGAAAGGUAACAUCUACAGCAUUAAUGAGGGCUAUGCCAAGGACUUUGACCCUGCCAUCGCGGAGUAUGUCCAAAGGAAAAAGUUCCCUCCAGAUAAUUCAGCUCCCUAUGGUGCCCGAUAUGUGGGGUCCAUGGUGGCUGAUGUUCACCGAACUCUGGUGUAUGGAGGGAUCUUUUUAUAUCCUGCCAACAAGAAAAGCCCCAAUGGAAAGUUGAGGCUGCUGUAUGAGUGUAAUCCUAUGGCUUUUGUCAUGGAGAAGGCAGGAGGACUUGCUACCACAGGAAAGGAAGCUAUAUUAGACAUCAUUCCCACUGACAUCCACCAGAAGGCACCAGUCAUCAUGGGGUCUCCUGAAGAUGUACAGGAAUUCCUGGAGAUCUACAAGAAGCAUGCGGCUAAGUGAAGGCUGGCUUUGCUCUUGCCUCAAAGCAGAGCCUUUUAUCUGGACUUGCAACCUCAAGUGGCACUACCCCAUUCUGACUGUGUGUUGUAUAUUCCUAGACAACAGACCUAACAGUGUGGGUAGUUUCACAGUUCAGUGCUUUGCAAUGCCCAGGACUGCCUCACCCACAUGCCAUAAUGCCAUUGUAACAGGUAAUAUGCAUUUUGAGAAGGAAGAGAAAUAAACACAUUCUUCCUUUA
Molecule: messenger RNA, 1459 nt
Organism: Peromyscus eremicus (cactus mouse)
Lineage: Eukaryota; Metazoa; Chordata; Mammalia; Rodentia; Cricetidae
Gene: Fbp1
Product: fructose-bisphosphatase 1
Exons: 7
Coding region: 204-1220 (338 amino acids)
Biological process (GO): fructose metabolic process; fructose 6-phosphate metabolic process; fructose 1,6-bisphosphate metabolic process
Cellular component (GO): cytosol; cytoplasm
Molecular function (GO): fructose 1,6-bisphosphate 1-phosphatase activity
Source: RefSeq, a predicted model, not a curated record